AUGGCGGAUACGACUCGAAUGGAGGAGCUCCUGAAAAGGCCUCUCUAUGUGUACGACCUCCCGCCGGAACUUCUUGCGACUCUCACGGCCAAAACCACGAACCCUGUCACCGAAGAAGAGCCCGAGACAAACUCGGAAGACGCUGAACUCGCAGCGCAGGACUCUGCGAUCGCAACCUCUACCCUCUGCUCUCUCUGCAAGGUUUCCUACAACAAUGUACAGGAACAGCGCAGCCAUGUCCGCUCCGACCAUCACCGCUACAACAUCAAAGCCCAGCUGCGCGGAAAUGCACCUCUUGAGGAGAUCGAGUUUGCGAAAGCGAUUGGGGAACUAGACGAGUCAAUAUCGGGAUCGGAGUCUUCGGAGACUGAAGAGGAGGAGGCAGACACGGGCGCGAACACGACACUGUCAGCCCUGCUGAAAAAGCAGGCGAAGCUAUCCCAGACCAAUGAAGAAACAGAAACUGCUGUAACGAGCUCUCCGAAGCACCCUCUUUUCUGGCUGGCUAGUUCGGGUUUACCGUCAAACAAGUCCCUGGGCGUUUACAGGGCUAUUUUCUCGAAUGCUGAACAAGACGAGCCCGGUCAUCUGGUUGAGACUCUACAGCGCAAGCAGCUGGAACCUAUCAAGGCGCGCACGAAUAAUGCGAAUAAUGCCCCGGCUCCCGCCGCCUCUAGUCCUCACUUUUUUAUGUGCAUGAUCGGCGGUGGCCACUUCGCUGCUAUGCUGGUGUCUUUGGCACCGGAGAUCCACCGAAGACAAGGAGGUGUCGAAGAUAGACAGGCCCGGGUUAUUGCGCACAAGACCUUCCACCGAUACACGACACGACGAAAGCAGGGUGGUUCGCAAUCUGCAAGUGAUGCUUCUCGUGGCGCUGCCCAUUCGGCGGGUUCCAGUUUGCGCCGCUACAACGAAGCUGCUCUUGAGAAAGAUAUUCGGAAUUUGCUGUCGGAUUGGCACAAGGAGAUUGAUAGCGCCGAGCUGUUGUUCGUCCGCGCUACAGGAAAAACGAACCGCAAGAUUCUUUUCGAUCAAUAUGAUGGAAAUGUCCUCAAGCAGAAAGACCCUAGACUACGAGGAUUCCCCUUCAAUACCCGACGCGCGACUCAAGGAGAGCUUUUGCGAUGCUUCAAAGAGCUCACCCGUGUAAAGGUCAGCGAAGUCGAUGAAGCCGCAGUGGCAGCAGCGGAAGCCAAACGGCGCGAGGAAGAAUCAAAACCAGCCACGCCUCGCCCGCAACCACAACCACAGAAACCCAAGCUAUCAAAGGAAGAAGAGGCCGCCCUGCUGCACACAUCUCAAAUACAGGCGUUUAUCCGCCGUUCAAAGGUCCCCGCUCUCAUGUCCUAUAUCACAAACAACUCCAUACCCCCCACCUUCACCUUCACACCCGCCAACCAACCCCAAAACUUCCGCUGUCCAACACCUCUCCACCUAGCAGCAAACCUGAACGCCCCAGUGGUCGUCACAGCCCUCCUCACAAAAGCCCAAGCAGACCCAACGGCAACAAACAGCGAAGGCAGAACCCCCUUCGAGCUAACAGGAGACCGAGCCACUCGCGACGCCUUCCGCAUCGCCCGCCACGAUCUUGGCGAGUCAAAAUGGGACUGGGAUGCCGCAAAGGUGCCUUCAGCAGUAUCAAAAGCCGACGCGGAAAGUCGCGCUGAGAAGGAGCGGAAAGCUGCCGAUGAGGAGGAAUCAAAUAGGCGUAAGGCUGGUCUUGAUCGGUUGAAGCGCGAGGAUGCUGAGAGAGCUGCUGCUGAGCAUAAGGCUUCGUUGAGGGGUGGUCGGACUCUUGGGGCUGUUGUUGAGAAGUCUGCUGCUGAAAAGCGGGACGAGGAGACUAGGGGUAUGACACCUGAGAUGAAGAUGCGUUUGGAGAGGGAGCGGAGGGCUAGGGCUGCUGAGGAGCGGUUUAAGAGGAUGCAGGGGAACUGA
This is a messenger RNA of Penicillium arizonense, 1938 nucleotides long. Its product is annotated as putative C2H2 finger and ankyrin domain protein. The transcript has 2 exons. Gene Ontology annotation, molecular function: nucleic acid binding; zinc ion binding. Lineage: Eukaryota; Fungi; Ascomycota; Eurotiomycetes; Eurotiales; Aspergillaceae. The record is from RefSeq and is a predicted model, not a curated record. Bases 1 to 1938 code for a protein of 645 amino acids.